Hordeum vulgare subsp. vulgare (domesticated barley) is the source of this 1405-nucleotide messenger RNA. RefSeq names its product zinc finger CCCH domain-containing protein 56. Gene Ontology annotation, molecular function: mRNA binding; metal ion binding. The transcript is spliced from 2 exons. Bases 81 to 1172 code for a protein of 363 amino acids. Lineage: Eukaryota; Viridiplantae; Streptophyta; Magnoliopsida; Poales; Poaceae. The record is from RefSeq and is a predicted model, not a curated record.
UAGGGUUCUCGAGCUAGGGUUGUAACCAAAUUCCCCAAGUGAGCGAGGCCGCUCCAUCAUCGGGAUCUGACAGAGUGGCCAUGGACUACACCAACGCCAUCCAUAUCAUCCCGGACGCCGCCGGUCCCGAAAGCUGGGCCAACUCUGCGGCGCCUCCUAGCGGGGACUCCGGGAUUUGGGCCACCGAGGACGACUACAGCCAGUGGAACGGCGACCAGGGGCUUAGCGGGGGUUGCUAUGGCGGUGAUAGGAACUCGUCGCAGCCGCAUUCAAGGGCCGGCAGCGAGCAGCCUCCGCCGGGCAAGAAGCCCCGGGGCAGUGGGCCGUCGGGCGGCGGCGACGCGGGGAGCACGAGCAAGUCGCGCGCGAUUGGGAAGAUGUUCUUCAAGACAAAGCUCUGUUGCAAGUUCCGGGCAGGGACGUGCCCCUAUGUGACCAACUGCAACUUCGCUCAUGGGAUGGAGGAGCUGCGCAAGCCGCCGCCCAACUGGCAGGAGAUCGUGGCAGCACACGAGGAGGCGACGGAACAGAGAGAGGAGCACCAGAUCCCGAUCAUGACGUCGUCCAACGUGGUGCCUGGUGACAGCGUGUCUGGCAGAGCGUACAAGGGGCGGCACUGCAAGAAGUUCUACACCGAGGAGGGAUGCCCUUAUGGCGACACAUGCACUUUCUUGCAUGAUGAGCAGUCCAAGGCGCGUGAGAGCGUCGCAAUUAGCCUAUCGCCGUCGGUUGGCGGGGGCAGCUACAACUCUGCUGCAGCUGCCGCCGCUCCAAAUGGACCUACAAUUCUGAAGCCGUCGAAUUGGAAGACGCGGAUUUGUAACAAGUGGGAGAUGACUGGCUACUGCCCCUUCGGUAGCAAGUGCCACUUUGCUCACGGAGCUGCUGAACUCCACAAGUACGGCGGGGGACUUGUCGACAUUGACGGGAGGGAUAUUGCAUCAACUCCGGACUCGAAGCAGGCUGCGGCGUCUUUGAAACUUCCUGUGGAGACUACUGCCGCAUCCACUGCGGUGCCCCCUCAUGCAGACGUGUACCAUUUAGGCAGCCAGUCACAGCGUUCCGCCUUGGCCAGCCAAAGGUCCGGGCAGCUACAGAGGCCAAUCCAGAAAUGGAAAGGCCCCGACAAGAUCAGCAGGAUCUAUGGUGAUUGGAUAGACGAAACUGACUAGGAAGAGGAGCGCCGUCUUGUCUCCUUUACCCAGUUUAGUUCUGGAUGGCAUUUGCAAAAAACUAGUGCUAGAAGAGUCUGCGUGUUGUAAGACUUAAAACAUUAUGUUGCCGCAACUUGUAUUGUGUCUGUUGUAUGCGUGAUUGCAGCGGACUCCCGGGAGAGGUGUAUGGAUUGUAGUGUUCUGGUCUUCUGGAUGUCUGAAAGUUUGAAGUUCAUGUUUCGUUUCUUUUA